CCAUUCGGGGGCCGCUCUCCCCAGAGCUGCCCAGAAGCAGCGCGCCGGCGGCUCCAAGGCUUCCUGCUCCCCCUCGCGGGGGGCUAGCUCCUCACUCCGCCGGAUCCUCUUUCCCGCCUGGUGUCCCAGGGGGGCCCAAGUGUGGGAAGUACGAGUUUCCGGCCCUGCUUGUUUUUUUUUUUUUUUUUUUUUUUCCUUUUCUUUCUUCUUUCCCCUCAGCACUUUGGGCCGUUUUUGGGCCGUUCGUGCUCCGGCCGGCAGCUCCAGUCUGCUCGCCUGCAUCUUCCAGGCAGCGGCGUGCGGGCCACCCUCUCGGAGCAGCCAGUAUCUCCUCCACCAGUGGAUCCCCGCGGCCAGGCGGAGGAGGAGGAAGAGGAGGAAGAGGAGGAGGAGCAGCAAGGAGGAGGAGGGACAGGAACCAUGAAAGUGCUCAGAGACCAAGGCUGGGGCUGGGCGGAACGAGGACAGUCCGGGAGUUCUGGGGAGUCCUGAGCCACGUCCCUCCCGCCUGCAGCCGGGCCAGCUGGGCCGGGCCGAGGAUCAGGCCUUGCUGCAAGCCCUCAGCGGAGGGAAGGAAAGGAGGAGAGGGCUGACUCGUGCCCCGCCUAGAGGGGCUGCUGUGCUCUGUCCACUGGCUGGCAGGCGGCCGCUGGGGAGCGGAUGGUGCUAGCGCGCCCUGGCUCCAGCCAAACUAGCUUCACCCGGUGCGUCCGGCCAGCCAGGGGCCCUUCGGGAAGACCCGCCCCGACGAGAGGGAGGGCUCCGACGGAGCAGCCCGGGGAACGAGCAGAGGCUGCGGGCAGGGAGAGGGGCAUGAGGCAGAGAGCACGGGGCUGCGGCCAAAUCAGAGGCCCUACCCGCGCGCGAGCCACGCAGUCGGUGGGUCUGGGAUGGAGGUCUGCUGGACGGUCCGCUUCUUGCUGCUGCUGGGAGGCUGCUUCUCCCUGCCGCCACAGUCGCCAUCGGAGCCCAUCUGUCCGGAGCGCUGCGACUGCCAGCACCAGCAGCACCUCCUGUGCACCAAUCGGGGGCUGCGCGCAGUCCCCAAGACUAGCGCCCUGCCCAGCCCGCAGGAGGUGCUGACCUACAGCCUCGGGGGCAACUUCAUAGCCAACAUCACAGCCUUCGACUUCCACCGCCUAGCUCAGCUGCGGCGCCUCGACUUGCAGUUUAAUCAGAUCCGUUCGCUGCAUCCCAAGACCUUCGAGAAGCUCUCACGUCUGGAGGAGCUCUACCUGGGCAACAAUUUGCUCGACGGUCUGGUCCCAGGUACCCUGGCGCCCCUGGCCAAGCUGCGAAUCCUCUAUGUCAACGGCAACGAGAUCGGCCGGCUGAGCCGGGGCUCCUUCGAUGGCCUGGAGAGCCUGGUCAAGCUGAGGUUGGAUGGCAACUCCCUUGGCUCGCUGCCCGACUCAGCCUUCGCGCCCUUGGGCAACCUACUUUACCUGCACCUGGAGGCCAACCGAAUCCGUUUCCUGGGCAAGAACGCCUUCGCUCACCUGGGCAAGCUGCGCUUCCUUAACCUGUCGGGCAAUGAGCUGCAGCCGUCGCUACGCCACCCCGCCACCUUUGGGCCGCUGCGCUCCCUCAGUACUCUCAUCCUGUCGGCCAACAAUCUGCAGCAGCUGGGCGGUCGCGUCUUCCAGCAUUUGCCCCGGCUCGGCCUGCUUUCCCUAAGCGGGAACCAACUAGCUCACCUGGCGCCCGAGGCCUUCGUGGGACUGGGCGCCCUGCGGGAGCUGCGCCUCGAAGGCAACCGGUUGCGCGAGCUGCCCUCGACGCUGCUGGACCCUCUGGGCAGCUUGGAGAUCCUGGACCUGAGCCGCAACGAGCUCUCGGCCCUGCACCCGGCUGCUUUCCGCCGUCUGUCCCGGCUGCGCGAGCUCAACCUGCGGGACAACGCUCUGGACUCGCUGGCCGGGGAUAUCUUCGCCGCCAGUCCAGCCCUCUACCGCCUGGACCUGGACGGCAACGGCUGGAGCUGCGACUGCCGCCUGCGCGGCUUGAAGCGCUGGAUGGGCCACUGGCACUCUCAGGGCCGCCUGCUGACCGUCUUCGUGCAAUGCCGCCACCCUCCAGCCCUGAGCGGCAAGUACCUGGACUACCUGGACGAAGGGCAAUUGCAGAACGGCUCCUGCCAGGCCUCGGCGGCCUCCUCUUCUUCCCCUCCCUCAGUCCUGCCUGCAGUCUCUACCGCUGCUGGGGCCAAGGAGGAGCAGGGGGCUCCCCCUCUUGGUGGUUUGGGGAAACCCCAGCCGCAGCAGCAGCAGCGCUGGCGAACCCUCCCCGGGGUGACCUGGGACAAAGGGGUCCAGACACACAGCAGCAACCAGAGCGGCCUCAAACUAAGCCGGCGGGGUCCAGACCCCCAGCACCCGUCCCCCUCCUCAGCACCCGUAGAUCUGUUGGAGGAACCCGAGGGGACCCGCCCAGCCUGGGAAGAUAACGGUCCCUCCCGAUCUACCCCGAGCUUCCAGGGGGACGCCGCAUCUAGCUUUGCCCCUUCUCCCUCCAGUGACUCCUGGCAGAGGGCGGAGAAGCAGCGCCUGGCCCUGAAGCCUCAGGAGCGGGCCGCUUCAUCCGUGGCCCAGGAGAUGCUGCCCCCACUGGUGUCCGAUCCGUGCGACUUCAACAAAUUUAUCCUUUGCAACUUGACGGUGGAGGCGGUGGGCACGGAUACCGCCACGGUGCGCUGGGCUGUCCGUGAACACCGCAGCCCGCGGCCGCUGGACGGCGCCCGCUUCCGUCUGCUCUUCGACCGCUUUGGUCAGCAGCCCAAAUUCCACCGGUUUGUCUACCUGCCUGAGCGAAGCGACACUGCCACCCUGCGGGAGCUGCGAGGGGACACGCCCUACCUGGUGUGCGUGGAGGGCGUGCUCGGGGGCCGGGUAUGCCCCGUCGCCCCCCGGGACCACUGCGCAGGUCUGGUCACCCUGCCAGAAGCCGGGCACGUCGGGGGCCGCGCUGGAGGCGUGGACUACCAGCUGCUGACCCUGGUACUGCUGGCUGUCAACGCUCUGUUGGUGUUCCUGGCCCUGGCGGCCUGGGCAUCCCGCUGGCUGCGGAGGAAGCUGCGGGGCCGACGGAAAGGGGGAGCCCCGGUGCACGUGCGCCAGAUGUACUCCACCCGACGGCCUCUUCGCUCCAUGGGCACCGGGGUCUCCGCAGACUUUUCGGGUUUCCAGUCGCACCGGCCUCGCACUGCAGUGUGCGCCCUCAGUGAGGCCGAUCUCAUUGAAUUCCCCUGUGACCGAUUCAUGGACAGCGGGGGUGGCAGCGGAGGGAGCAGACGGGACGACCAUCUCAUGCAGCGCUUUGCAGACUGAGGCUCAGUGAUUGGGUGGGUGGGCGCAGGGAACGCGGGGGUCCCUCUCGAAGGAGCAAACUCGCUCCUCGAAGUCUCCCCAGUAGGGAGCUCUUUCCCUCCAGCCCUCCCUUCGUGGCCUUUUUUGCCCUGGGUCUCCACCCUCAGUAUAUGGAGUACUAGACUAACCAAGCCAGAAAAAUAAUCAGGCUGGGGGACUGCUGCUGUGUGAACGGAUCGGGAUCAUUCCCUCUGCUACCCGUCCCAAGGGGUCAGCUUCGGUUUUGUUUGAGUAGAAAAUGGAGGAAUUAAUUGUGAUUCUCACCUCAGCUGAAUCGCCCUUGGCUCAAGCCUUGGUGUGUAAUCGCUGCCCUCGAAAGACUCACCUUGGUUUUCGUUUCCAAAACCGGAGGAACUUCCGAGCCUCCUGGAGAGGUCCAGGCAGCCGCCCCUCCAGGCCCCGACGCCGCUGCGGAGGCUAGGAAACGGAGGCGAAGUUUCUCCCGGCUUAAGCCCUGGGGCACCAUAUUCCUGCUUGCUGAGGACUCAUUCCGGUGCUGUUCCGAUUUUAUCUGCUGAGACAAAUCCACAUGGAUUCUUUGAAACUGUGAAGAAGACUCUGCCAGUUCUGACAUUGAACCAACUCCGACGUACCACUAAUGAGCACCGAGGUUUGCUAGCCAUGCUCGGCCGGAAGCUAUCUCAAGUUCAAUAAUGAAAUAACAAAGUAGGCAAACUGGGAGCUUUCCUUGCCCGAAGCUCUAGUACCUGUGGUGGAAGACGGGACUUCUCCGGCUGGGUUGGUCCAGCUCCUCUUGCCAGCCUACGGCAAAGGAGGAUACAGUGGCUGGUUGGAUGCCCAAGGAAUGCCUGAAGCUGACUUGAUGGGCACUGGAAGCCUCCGGGGUCUCCUCAAGGUCACCGCAUCUCUGACAGCUGGCAGUAGAAUAAACAUCAGGGGGGGACUUGAUCAGAGAUUUUACAGAAAGCAUCCAGUGGCCCAGUUCCCAUUUAGUCUGUAGUUAGAAGGUAAAUCUGAUUUCCUAAUUGGAGAAGUGGGUGAGGAGGCCAACUCUUCAGUGAUUUCCAGCCAUGGCUGAGCCCUUCAAUGCCUUAUUCUAUAUUGAAUGGAAGAAGUUGUGGGCACCAUGUGAAAUUGCCCUGUGCCAAUGAGUGUCUUUCUACUAAAGCCAGCAGAUUCUUACAAGGGUUUAGCCCUCACUGUGAAAGAAUGAUUAUUUUUUUAAAUUAACCCAUAUGUUAAAUGCCCAGUGUUUGACUCUGCUAUCAGAUAGAGAUAAAGUUACAUCCUAGCUUUUAGAAAAUACUUGUAGUCUUUCUUUUUUUAAAAAACCUGGUUUUGUUUCCAGAACUGAGGGUAAAACUCUAAACUUGGAAGUUCUUAACUUUAUGGGAUUGUUUUUCCUUCCUUUGUAUUUACUCAA
Messenger RNA from Gracilinanus agilis (Agile Gracile Mouse Opossum), 4749 nucleotides. It is a transcript of the gene TRIL, whose product is annotated as TLR4 interactor with leucine rich repeats. Bases 891 to 3326 code for a protein of 811 amino acids. Gene Ontology annotation, molecular function: protein binding. Lineage: Eukaryota; Metazoa; Chordata; Mammalia; Didelphimorphia; Didelphidae. The record is from RefSeq and is a predicted model, not a curated record. The transcript has a single exon.